This is a messenger RNA of Trematomus bernacchii (emerald rockcod), 1513 nucleotides long. Its product is annotated as DEP domain-containing mTOR-interacting protein. The coding region runs from base 1 to 1191 and encodes 396 amino acids. The record is from RefSeq and is a predicted model, not a curated record. Gene Ontology annotation, biological process: intracellular signal transduction. Gene Ontology annotation, molecular function: protein binding. NCBI's taxonomy places the organism in Eukaryota, Metazoa, Chordata, Actinopteri, Perciformes, Nototheniidae. The transcript is spliced from 9 exons.
AUGGAGAGAGCAAGCAGCCUUAGGAGAAAAGCCAUGGCCCGACAACAUAAAGGAGAGGUCAUGAUUGCUGGAGAACAACUCAGGUUGAGGCUACACGAUGGAAAACUGAUCAAGGACCGACGCUACCACCUGCGCACGUAUCCAAACUGCUUUGUGGCACAGGAACUUAUAGACUGGCUGGUGAGCCAUAAGGAAGCUCCGGAUCGAGCGACAGCCGUCUGCCUCAUGCAGCACCUCAUGGAUCAUGACAUCAUUCACCACGUUUGUGAUAAAAGGUCAGUAUUGAAGGAUGCCAAACUACUGUACCGUUUCCGGAAGGAUGACGGCACCUUUCCCUUCAAUACGGAGGUGAAAAUCUUCAUGCGAGGACAACAACUUUUUGAACAUCUCAUAGGGGACAAGGACUCCAUUCUGCAGUUGAGAGUGGAGCAUGGCGUUGCCUAUCAGCGCUCCUUUCCUGGCUGCCAGUUGAUCGACUGGCUCCUUCAGAACAUGGAGGCAGAAAGCCGGCGUCAGGCCCUGGAUCUGUGCCGCAUAUUGCAGGAGCAUGGCAUCAUUCAGCACGUGGCAAAGAAGUAUGAUUUCUUUGACAGUGGACUGCUGUAUCAGUUCUGCAUCAAUUUUCGACGCAGACGCCACCUAUCUGAACUGUUGAGUGAAAGUGAAGAUGUGGUGAUAUUGACACAAGAGGACAACCAUCUUGAAAGUCCAUUUGUUUUGCACAAAAGUCAUCCUCAAGAGGGCAGUAGUGAUUUCCAGUCAGGUAAAUAUCUGAAACAGGUUACCAGUGGGCGUCGAGGCAGCUUGAAUUCCUCUCAGCUUCACUCUGCUGGAUUUCCACCCUUUGUCCAGCUCAAUUCAACUUCAGUAAUAUGUAAUCCUAAAUCAGUACUUAGAAGAAGUUAUACAUGUGAAGAGUUAUUGGCACCUGGUGCGCCUUUCAUGAAGAAAGUGUUGACGGUGAUAGGAGAUGACCUGGCCUGGGGCUUUGUUGUCAGAGGCAUGGCUCCCUGUUAUGUGCAGGCUGUUGACCCUGGAAGCCCUGCAGCCGCUGCUGGAGUUAAGGUGCGGCAGUUUUUGUGCCAGGUGAAUGGACAGUGUGUUCUCUACCUGGACUACAGGACAGUCUCCAGGCUGGUGAUGACAGGGCCUCGCACCGUUGUACUGGAAGUUAUGGAACCACUGGAAUGACAACAUAUUUCUGGUUUCAGACACAACUGCUCUGUUGGAAAUGGAGGAUCAUUUUGUAAAGUUUAUUUUUCCCAAUUACAGACUAGUACGGGCAGAGUUCUUAUCUACAUUGUCUGGGGUCGGGGUUGGAAUCACUGAACAUGGUUAUGGUCGCAGCAAGAGUUAAACUCAAUGAUUGUGUGUCUAUAGUGUUCUCAUGAAUUCAUGAGCAAUAUUACAUGUUUGCUUUGUAUGACUGAAAAUCUGAGGUGGAAAAAGUACUCAGAUCUUAAGUAUUUAAGUAAAAGUAGAAAUACCAGUGUAGAAAAACUCUGUUACAAGU